This is a messenger RNA of Aethalodelphis obliquidens (Pacific white-sided dolphin), 2473 nucleotides long. RefSeq names its product kynureninase (gene KYNU). The record is from RefSeq and is a predicted model, not a curated record. Gene Ontology annotation, molecular function: pyridoxal phosphate binding; kynureninase activity. The coding region runs from base 153 to 1631 and encodes 492 amino acids. Gene Ontology annotation, biological process: NAD+ biosynthetic process. Lineage: Eukaryota; Metazoa; Chordata; Mammalia; Artiodactyla; Delphinidae. Gene Ontology annotation, cellular component: cytoplasm. The transcript is spliced from 15 exons.
GUGCUUUCAAUUUCUCACCCAGAAGUCUGGCCUAUAAAUUUGUAAGGAACUCUUGAGAGGUUUUUUUUUUUUGUUGAAGCAGAAACACUGGGAGCUGUGGACCCCAUUGGAACCCUAGCCGAUAACCCAGUCAGAGUUUAGAGUCAACCCUGAUGAACUCUGAAAGUGCUGACUCUCCAAAGGAAGUCUCAAAUACAAGAGGAGAACUUAUAAUGGAACUUUCACCUCUUGAGUUACCAGCUAACACAGUCCGACGCAUCGCAUCUGAACUUAGAUGUCACCCAACAGAUGAGAGGGUUGCCCUCCGCCUCGAUGAGGAAGAUAAGCUGAGGCACUUCAGGGAGUGUUUUUAUAUUCCUAAAAUGCAGGAUCUGCCUCCAAUUGAUUUAUCUUUAGUGAAUAAGGAUGAAGAAGCCAUCUAUUUCUUGGGAAAUUCUCUUGGGCUUCAACCAAAAAUGGUUAAAACAUAUCUGGAAGAAGAACUAGAUAAGUGGGCCAAAAUGGGAGCCUAUGGUCAUGAUGUAGGGAAACGUCCUUGGAUUAUAGGAGAUGAGACUAUUUUAGGACUUAUGACUGACAUUGUAGGAGCCAAUGAGAAAGAAAUAGCCCUAAUGAAUGGUUUGACUGUUAAUUUACAUCUUCUAUUGUUAUCGUUUUUCAAGCCUACACCCAAACGGUAUAAAAUUCUCCUAGAAGCUAAAGCCUUCCCUUCAGAUCAUUAUGCUAUUGAGUCACAGCUUCAACUUCAUGGACUUAACAUUGAGAAAAGUAUGCGGCUUAUAAAACCAAGAGAGGGGGAAGAAACACUGAGAUUAGAGGAUAUCCUUGAAGUAAUUGAGAAUGAAGGUGACUCUAUUGCAGUGAUCCUGUUCAGUGGUCUGCAUUUUUAUACUGGCCAGCUCUUUAAUAUGCCUGCCAUCACAAAAGCCGGACAAGCAAAGGGUUGUCUGGUUGGCUUUGAUCUGGCACAUGCAGUUGGAAAUGUUGAACUCCACUUACAUGAGUGGGGAGUUGAUUUUGCCUGCUGGUGCUCCUACAAGUAUUUAAAUGCAGGAGCAGGAGGUCUUGCUGGUGCCUUUGUCCAUGAAAAGCAUGCCUAUACAAUUAAACCUGCGUUAGUGGGAUGGUUUGGCCAUGAAUUAAGCACCAGAUUUAAGAUGGAUAACAAACUGCAGUUAAUCCCUGGGGUCAAUGGAUUCCGAAUUUCAAAUCCUCCCAUUCUAUUGGUCUGUUCCUUACAUGCUAGUUUAGAGAUCUUUAGGCAAGCAACUAUGAAAGCACUGAGGAGAAAAUCUAUUUUGCUAACUGGUUAUCUGGAAUACAUGAUCAAGCAUCACUUCAGCCAGGAUAAAGCAGAAACCAAGAAAACAGUUGUGAACAUAAUUACUCCAUCCCAUACAGAGGAUCGUGGCUGCCAGCUAACCCUAACAUUUUCUAUUCCAAUUAAAUAUAUUUUCCAAGAACUAGAAAAAAGAGGAGUGGUUUGUGACAAACGGGAUCCAAAUGGGAUUCGAGUGGCUCCAGUUCCUCUCUACAAUUCUUUCCAUGAUGUUUAUAAAUUUAUCAAUCUGUUCAUUUCUGCACUUGACUCUGCAGAAACAAAAACAGCCGAGUUUUCCAUAGCAACUUAAGCAAAUAAUAUGGAAAGCCUGUGGUUAUUUUAUUACUAUUAUUCAAGUUUUAAUUAUUUCAAAACUGAUUACACAUAACUGGCAAUGAAUUGUAUACUUUAUAGAAAAACAAGACAAUUUUUUAAGGGCCUGUGGCCUUGAGAUAUCUGCAUGGCUGUCCAAUUUCUUGGUGUUUGGUGGAUCAAAGUCUUUACUGGUGCAAGUAUUAUGUACACAGUCUUGAUUAGCUGUCAUAUUUCAUUGUCAAUGAAAUGUGUUUUGUUGGUUUAAUUUAUAAUUUGACUGACAACUUCACAAUGUACGUGGAAAUUUUUGUGUCAAUUUUAGAAAUAUUACUUUAAUUUUAAUUUACCAAAGAGUUUCUUAUAGGCACUGUAGUUGAACAGUCUGAUAUAUGUAUGCUUUUUACAAUGUUCCAUCUAACUCCAAUGUGAGGAACAGAAAAUGCAUUUUCUAGGGCAGUGGCUUUCAAAUAUUUUGGUCACAAUCCACACUAAGGAAUACAUUUAAUAUCAGAGUUUAAUUUGUGUACAAGCCUUAUUUCAUUGAUUCUAAUACACAAUUUUUUUAAUCGUAUGUUAACAUCUGGUAAAGAAGAAAUGUCUUUCAGUUUUCAUUCCACAGCUUCUUACAAUUGCCAUUGGCCAUUCUUUCAUGUUAUCAUCCCUGACAUUACCAUGAUUUUCAUAGUGAGUAGAUAUCAUCCUAGAUCUGGUUUUAAAAAUGGUAUAUAUAGCAACAACAAAAGUUGCAUAAAUUAUUUGCUUGUGCUUUCAUAUUUAUUAUUUUAUCUCAUUACAACUAAUGGUGGUUGAAGCUCAUUAAAUUGAUUUCUUUACUCA